CCUCCGUCUCCAAACUUCCCUGGAGGAAGAGAAGUCUUCAGAGAGGAGAGAGGGAGGACAGAGAGAAGUAGAGCAGACGCGAGUCAGACAGAUUUCCUCUCUCUCUUCUGUCCUCUGAGUUUUUCUUUGCUGCAGACAUGUUGGACACACUCACCUUCCUCCUGGAGAAACUCUUCCUCCUCGCCCACAUCAAGCUCUCCAGCCUGCUGCCUCCUCUGGCCAGAGAGCGCGGAGACCCGCCGCUCACCAGGCGCUGUGAGCGGGAUGACUCUCCGCCGCAGCCCGCCGGAGCUCCGCAGAAGUUUCAGCGGGGGGACCUGCUGGAGGUCCCGCGGACUCUCUUCACCCACUUCGGCAUCUACCUGGGAGACAACCGGGUGGCGCACCUCAUCCCGGACAUCCUGCCGGUGCUGACGGCCGACAGCCGGCAGAUCCAGGAGAUGGUGACCAACACGCGGCUGCUGCUCGGGGUGCUCUCCAAGCGCGCCAGCAUCCGGGUGGACUCGGUGGAGGACUUCGCGUACGGAGCCGGGAUCCUGCUCAACGCCAUGGACCGGGCGGUGCGCCGGAGCCCGCUGUCCGGGGAGGAGGUGGCCCGGCGGGCGGAGCGGCUGGUCGGCACCGUGUCCUACAGCUUGCUGUGGAACAACUGCGAGCACUUCGUCACCUACUGCCGCUACGGGACGGCGCAGAGCCUGCAGACAGACCAGUUCUGUGAGUGGAUGAAGUCGCUGAUCCGGGACCGGCGUAACGUCCUCCUGACGGCGCUGCUCGGGCUCCUGUCCAUGGUGUGUUUGGGAAUAUCCUCCAGCACUGCCCUGCCCACCAUCCUCAUCCCCUUCACCCUGUGGAUGGCCAGCUAGAAGCUUCAGGACGAUACCCGCAAAAACGGGCCAAGCCGCCAUGUUGGAAGACUUGUAGAAAGGACGUAGUCGUCUGCAAACAAUUUCAUAUGUUAAUGAAGCUAAAUCCAUACGUAGCUCUUUUCCUGCUGCACAGGAAGCAACUGGUUUUAAUGUCUCUGUUUGGUUUAGAACAAAUGGGUGAAAAAGAGACAACUUUAAAACAAUUAAAGGUUUGUGGUUUUCCAACUUUAAUCUAUGUUAAAGGGACCAAAGAUCAUUUAUUAAUUACUCAUUUUUACUAAAGCUACAGGUUUUAUUAAGAAUGUGAAUUUGUUUUUGUCAGUCCUCCAACAUGGAGGAAUAUCUUUUCCAAACAAGACAGAAAACUGUGGAUUUGUAUACAAAACAGACAUUUUUUGCAGAAUUUUUUAUUGAAAUAUUUCAUAUUUUUUAUAUAAAAAAAGUACUGAUCAUUUGAAUUAGCUGUGAUGAUGCUGUCAGCCAAUCCCGUGUUGGGAGAAGUUAUUCUACAUCUGCGUCCAGUUCAGUUCAACCUUUAAAGGAUCAGUCUGGUGUUAUUCUGUAUUUUCCUUAUUGUCUAAAACAACAGUGUGUCCGACGCUCAGCUCCAAACCCAAUGGUUCACACUGAAGAAGUAAAUCUUUCAAAGCAUUUAAAACACAAAUAUAUAAUUUAUUUUAAAGACCAUGUAAUAAUAUGUGUGACUAACAGCUGGUCAAGAUGAAAAUUAUAGAAUAUCACCAGCGCCUGUUUCCUGUUUUUAAACACAUGACUAUUACCUUUAAUUUAAAAAAAAGAAAAUUAAGUUUUGAUUGAAAAAUCAAAUGUUCUUGGUCUUAUAUACGUGAAAUAACAGGCUUGGUCUCGGUUCCCACAUAUUUUUGGUGUUCAUUAGGAGAAAAUUCAACAUUUUCCGCAACUGUUCAAGAAGCAUAAAACCCUGAAACCGAAGGAAAACCAUAAAGAAUGACCCAGAUGGCAGUUAAGAGGGUUUCAUAUGAUGACAACAAAAGUCUUAACAGAAAAUCAUCUAUUUACCAGCUUUUUUCCACAGCUCGUAACCACAUCUUGGUUUUGAAAGCCCUGGAAAAAGCUUGUAAGUGAAGCAUGAGUUAAAGGUUUUUAUUUAGUUCUUGUGACACUACUACCACGCUCAGCAGUUUUUCUGUUUUCAUUCCACCCCCGACUGAAAUCUGUUCAGUUUUUACACAUGUAAACUGAGAAAAACAAAUCAGUUUCUUUCCCUUGUAGAUCACAAUGUUUUCAUUUCAGCCCCGAAGCUCUUCUGUAAAUAUCUGUAGAUAUCCUUCACGACCUGAUUGUUUUCUAACAGUCACAAACUUUUGUACAGAAUUUAUUUUUUACAACGCUGUAACACUUUAUACUGUUUUUUUAAUGUAAAUAAAGGAAGUGGAAAUAGA
Messenger RNA from Seriola aureovittata, 2287 nucleotides. Its product is annotated as lecithin retinol acyltransferase-like. The record is from RefSeq and is a predicted model, not a curated record. NCBI's taxonomy places the organism in Eukaryota, Metazoa, Chordata, Actinopteri, Carangiformes, Carangidae. Gene Ontology annotation, biological process: retinol metabolic process. The coding region runs from base 138 to 863 and encodes 241 amino acids. The transcript has 2 exons. Gene Ontology annotation, molecular function: phosphatidylcholine-retinol O-acyltransferase activity.